Messenger RNA from Priapulus caudatus, 489 nucleotides. Its product is annotated as cGMP-dependent protein kinase 1-like. Gene Ontology annotation, molecular function: ATP binding; protein kinase activity. The transcript is spliced from 2 exons. The coding region runs from base 1 to 489 and encodes 162 amino acids. The record is from RefSeq and is a predicted model, not a curated record. Lineage: Eukaryota; Metazoa; Priapulida; Priapulimorpha; Priapulimorphida; Priapulidae. Gene Ontology annotation, biological process: protein phosphorylation.
AUGGUCCAGCUUUACCUGUACUCCAUGGUCCAGCUUUACCUGUACUCCAUGAUCCAGCUUUACCUGUACUCCAUGAUCCAGCUUUACCUGUACUCUAUGGUCCAGCUUUACCUGUACUCCAUGAUCCAGCUUUACCUAUACUCCAUGAUCCAGCUUUACCUAUACUCCAUGGACCAGCUUUACCUGUACUCCAUGGUUCAGCUUUACCUAUACUCCAUGGUCCAGCUUUACCUGUACUCCAUGGACCAGCUUUACCUGUACUCCAUGGUCCAGCUUUACCUGUACUCCAUGAUCCAGCUUUACCUGUACUCCAUGAUCCAGCUUUACCUGGGCUCGUUCAACGACGGCACGACGCAUUUCUACACGGCGUGCGUCGUCGAAGCCAUCGGCUACCUCCACACUAAGGGCAUCAUCUACCGGGACAUGAAACCCGAAAAUAUCAUCCUCGACAACCGCGGCUACGCGAAGCUGGUGAGUGGCGCCCGCUAG